Messenger RNA from Calypte anna (Anna's hummingbird), 1807 nucleotides. RefSeq names its product intestinal-type alkaline phosphatase. The record is from RefSeq and is a predicted model, not a curated record. Gene Ontology annotation, biological process: dephosphorylation. Gene Ontology annotation, molecular function: alkaline phosphatase activity. Lineage: Eukaryota; Metazoa; Chordata; Aves; Apodiformes; Trochilidae. Gene Ontology annotation, cellular component: plasma membrane.
AAGGUGGUGUGCCAAGGAGAUAUCUGCAACCCAGCCCUCUGGCCUUUGUGCUGGCUGCCUGGAAGGAUGCCAGGCUAUUGGGAACAUGCUGAACCCCUCAACACACCCCACAAGGGCUGGUCCUGGUCCAAAGUCCCUCCCCACUUCUGCUAGAGUUGCAGACACUACCAGUCAUGUUGGGCUACCAGCAUCUCACGAUGAAGCUCCUGGCACCCCUCACCCUCUGCCUGGGCCUCUUGCCAGGGCUCAGCACUGCUGUUAUCCCAGUGGAGGAGGAGAAGCCAUCCUUCUGGAACAACCAGGCAGCUGCAGCCAUUGAGGCCUCCUUGAAGAUUCAGCCCAAAAUACGUCAGGCCAAAAAUCUCAUCCUCUUCCUUGGGGAUGGAUUUGGAAUCCCCACCAUCACAGCCACCCGCAUCCUAAAGGGGCAGCAGCAGGGGAAGCUGGGCCCUGAGACCCCCCUUGCCCUCGAUGCUUUCCCCUAUGUGGCUCUCUCCAAGACGUACAAUGUGGACCGCCAGGUCCCUGACAGCGCGGGGACAGCCACAGCCUACCUCUGCGGGGUGAAGGGCAACUACGAGACAGUGGGGCUGAGUGCAGCUGCCCGCCACUCCCAGUGCAACACCACGGCAGGCAACGAGGUGGUCUCAGUGCUGGAGAGAGCUCGCAAAGCAGGGAAGGCAGUGGGCAUCGUGACGACAACACGGGUGCAGCACGCAUCACCCUCGGGGAACUACGCCCAUGUGGUGAACCGCGACUGGUCUGAUGCCAGCAUGCCCUUGGAUGCCCGCCACCAGGGCUGCAAGGACAUCGCCUGGCAGCUGGUCCACAAUGUUGAUAUCAACGUGAUCCUGGGCGGUGGUCGGAAAUACAACCCCAUGGGGACGCCAGACCCCGAGUAUCCCACCUAUGGGUCCGAGAAUGGGCUGCGUGAGGAUGGGAAUAAUCUCAUCAACAUGUGGCUGGAGGCACGGCCGGGUGCUCGCUACGUCUGGAACAAGGCAGAGAUGCUGGCUGCUGUUGCUGACCCCAACGUGAAUUACUUGAUGGGUCUCUUUGAACCCGGGGACAUGAAGUUCAACAUGUUGCGUAACCCCACCUUGGACCCAUCGCUCACUGAGAUGGUGAAGGUGGCCAUCACCAUCCUGAGCAGGAACCGUAAUGGAUUCUACCUCUUUGUGGAAGGUGGCAGGAUUGACCACGGCCACCAUGAUGGUUCAGCCCAUAAGGCACUGACAGAGGCGGUAGAAUUCGACUGGGCCAUCAAGCAGGCAGGGACCCUGACAAAUGAGGAGGAGACCCUCACUGUUGUCACUGCUGACCACUCACACGUCUUCUCCUUUGGUGGCUACACCCUGCGGGGUUCCUCCAUCUUUGGUUUGGCCCCCAAGAAAGCCACUGACAAGAGGAACUACACAUCCAUCCUCUAUGGGAAUGGGCCAGGCUACCCAGGCACUGACCGGCCGAAUGUGGACGAUGGCACAGCCAGUGACUUCAACUACAAGCAGCAGGCGGCUGUGCCCCUCGACUCUGAGACCCAUGGCGGAGAGGAUGUGGCCAUCCUGGCAAAGGGCCCCAUGGCCCACCUCUUCCACGGGGUGCAAGAGCAGACCUAUGUGGCCCACGCCAUGGCCUUUGCUGCCUGCCUUGACCCCUACACUGCCUGCCCUCAGCAGGACUCUUCCACCAGCACCCGUGCCACCCAUCUGGUCCUGCUCCUGCCCACCCUCCUCCUGCCACUUUUCCCCUGAUCCCACUGCCCCAGGGCACCCCACAGGUGCUGCUGGACCCCCUAUGGCUGCAUCAC